AUGCCUCAUAAAUCACGAUGGACAAUCCCAAUACCGGACUGCUCACUGCCAACUUUCCUCUUCACAUCAGCGGCUCAUACAGAGCCUGCUACCCUUGCCAACAAACCAGCCUACCUCGACGCCGGAAAGCCAGAUACCGACUUCCUGACUCGCCGGACAUUCAAAGUAUGGUCGCAACGAUUUGCUUGUGGCCUGACUCGCAUGCCAGGAUUCAAGCCUGGUGAGAGAGUGUUGGUCUUUAGUGGUAACAAUCUAGCAUUUGCUGUCGCAUUCAUGGGUAUCUUGAUGGCAGGUGGAAUAUUUACUGCUGCUAAUCCCACAUUCGUACCACGAGAAUUGGCAAACCAGCUCAAAGACAGCGAAGCAUGUUAUCUUCUAUGUUCAGAAGCAAGUCUUGACACUGCAUUAGAAGCCGCAAAGAUGGCCAACUUACCGACGGACAGGAUAAGGUACUUCGACACCGACAUUCUUUUCCGGAACGGAGUCGAGAAGUCGAGCAAGAAUGGCAUACAAUACUGGGGACCGAUCUUCGCAUCCGAGUCAGAAGGAGAGAAGUAUCAGUGGCCGGAACUCAAAGGAAAGGACGAAGCAAAAGAAACAGUACUGGCUCUCAACUACUCCUCUGGAACGACGGGUGUACCUAAAGGUGUUAUGGUCACACAUCGAAAUUAUGUCAGCAAUUGUCUUCAGCAUCAACAUCUAAGUACACUCUAUCCGGACGCAGCGGCUCGUCGCGAGCGAUCGAAAUGGCUAUGCUUUCUACCCCUCUAUCAUGCAAUGGGGCAAACAAUCUAUCUGUCAGGCGGUAUUAUGCGACAAACACCAGUGUAUAUCAUGGCCAAGUUCGACUUUGUAGAGCUCCUGGAGAAUAUUCAGAAAUUCAAAAUCACAGAUCUAGCCAUGGUACCUCCCAUUGCAGUCAUGAUCGCGAAACAUCCUAUUGUAAAGAAAUAUGAUCUGAGCAGUAUUGAGAGCAUUGGAAGUGGAGCGGCCCCAUUAGGCUCUGAAGCCAGUCGUGAGGUUGAGAAGAUCUUUAAUGGAAGGAUGAAUUUGAAGCAAGGCUGGGGUAUGACUGAGGUAACAUGUUCCUUGCUUGGCUGGGAUCCUACCCAGUACAGCGAAAGUUUUGCAGUUGGUGAACCAAAUGCGAAUUGCGAAGCUAAGAUCAUGGCUGUGCACGAAGAUAGUAAAGGCCAACAGUCGUUUAGCGAAAUCACUGAAAGAGGACCAGAAUAUCGUGGCGAGCUGUGGUGCCGCGGACCGAAUGUCAUGAAAGGUUACUGGCGAAACGAGCAAGCAACUCGAAACACAUUCUCACCUGACAAUGAGAGGUGGCUGCGGACUGGUGAUGUGGCCUAUGUGGACAAGCAUGGACACUUCUUCAUUGUCGAUCGAAUCAAAGAAUUAAUCAAGGUCAAGGGCAAUCAGGUCGCACCUGCGGAGCUGGAGGCUCUGAUACUGGACCACAAGCACAUUGCUGACGUCGCUGUGAUUGGUAUCCAGACCCCUAAUGGCGACGAGAAGCCGAGAGCAUUUUGUGUCAAACAACCAGGCAGUGAGGAUAAGGUGACUGAGCAAGACGUGAUUGACUUUGUCAGUGACAAGGUUGUGCGGUACAAGAGGCUAACAGCAGGUUGCGAGUUUGUGGACGCGAUACCGAAGAACCCAAGUGGCAAAAUCCUGAGAAGGCAAUUGCGAGACAUGUAUACAAAGAGGCAGAAAGCCAAGCUCUAG
Molecule: messenger RNA, 1734 nt
Organism: Lithohypha guttulata
Lineage: Eukaryota; Fungi; Ascomycota; Eurotiomycetes; Chaetothyriales; Trichomeriaceae
Exons: 2
Coding region: 1-1734 (577 amino acids)
Biological process (GO): secondary metabolic process
Molecular function (GO): CoA-ligase activity
Source: RefSeq, a predicted model, not a curated record